Molecule: messenger RNA, 2275 nt
Organism: Meriones unguiculatus (Mongolian gerbil)
Lineage: Eukaryota; Metazoa; Chordata; Mammalia; Rodentia; Muridae
Gene: Slc35d2
Product: solute carrier family 35 member D2
Exons: 12
Coding region: 181-1161 (326 amino acids)
Cellular component (GO): Golgi apparatus
Molecular function (GO): GDP-fucose transmembrane transporter activity; antiporter activity
Source: RefSeq, a predicted model, not a curated record
CGGGACCGCCGCUUAGCCUGGCUUUUGGCCAGUCCCUGGCGGUGGGCGCCUCGGAGGAGAGCGCGCUCAAGGGCGCGGGUCGGGUCGUGCUCGGGGUUCGCAGCCCGGCUCUUCCUGUUCCUGCCGCACCCUCUUCCCGGGCUGCUGGGGGCGGGGACCGCGGGCUGGCUUAGGGCAGAGAUGGAGGAGCCUGACGCGGCGCGGCUGCCCUCUCGCCUGGCCAGACUGCUGUCGGCGCUCUUCUACGGGACGUGCUCCUUCCUCAUCGUGCUGGUCAACAAGGCGCUGCUGACCACCUACGGUUUCCCCUCACCAAUUGUUCUUGGAAUUGGACAGAUGGCCACCACCAUAAUGAUACUGUAUGUGUCCAAGCUAAAUAAAAUAAUCCACUUCCCUGAUUUUGACAAGAAAAUUCCUGGAAAGCUGUUUCCUCUGCCUCUCCUCUACGUUGGAAACCAUAUAAGUGGCUUAUCGAGCACAAGCAAAUUAAGCUUGCCAAUGUUCACUGUGCUCAGGAAAUUUACAAUUCCACUCACUUUGCUCCUGGAAGCCAUCAUACUUGGGAAACAAUAUUCAUUGAACAUUGUCCUGAGCGUCUUGGCCAUCGUUCUUGGGGCUUUCAUAGCAGCUGGCUCUGACCUCGCAUUCAACUUAGAAGGCUACGUUUUUGUGUUCUUGAAUGAUAUCUUCACAGCAGCAAAUGGAGUUUAUACCAAACAGAAAAUGGACCCGAAGGAGCUGGGGAAAUACGGGGUGCUUUUCUAUAAUGCCUGCUUCAUGAUCAUCCCAACUGUCAUCAUUAGUGUAUCUACUGGAGACUUUCAGCACGCCACUGAAUUCAGCCACUGGAAGAAUGUCUUCUUCAUCAUACAGUUUCUUCUUUCCUGUGUUUUGGGGUUCCUGCUGAUGUACUCCACCGUCCUCUGCAGCUAUUACACCUCAGCUCUGACCACAGCAGUGGUCGGAGCUAUCAAGAACGUAUCGGUUGCCUACAUUGGGAUGUUGGUUGGUGGAGACUACAUUUUCUCCCCUUUAAACUUUAUAGGGUUAAAUGUUUGCAUGGCAGGUGGUUUAAGAUACUCUUUUCUAACACUAAGCAGCCAGUUGAAACCUGAACAGCCUGUAGAUGAAGAAAGCAACCCUCUGGAUCUGAAGAAUUAGACCGGAAGGCAGAGAUCAGGCCUCCGCUGGAGAGAGCAGCCCCAGCAGGAGGGGGCAACGAGAGGUCCCACACUUGAGGCACUCAUCUGCUUGGUGAGAGCACAAACAGGAGUGUCUGCGAAAGACAAAGAAAGCCACCUCAGGCACCACUGCACAGGAGCCACAAGGAACCCAGGACUUCCCAGCUAGGCAGAUUUGCUCCAAGUCAGCCAUGGGCCCUUUGUGCUGAGGAAGAUGUUUCAAGGGCGGCUUUGCUUUUCAGCACCUUGGCCUUAAUUUUAAAGGCCCCAGCCAAAGCUAGUGUGAGGGAAAACUUUUGUUGUUGAAACAUGGCCUUGUCUUCAUAAAGAUCAGUCAGUUUUGAUUUAAGCUGUAUUGGUAUGUUUUUUCCAAGUCAUCAAAGUAAAGACAUUUCUAUAUAUGCCUCACAGUGUGAUCUGCAGUACAGUGAAAAAAAAAAAAAAAAGAAAGAAAAUCAGUGUCUAAGAACACUCCUGGGGCUGAGAGGGUAAAGUGCACGCUGUAAUCAGGAGGCCCCAAGUUUGGUCUCUUGCAUCCAUAUAGAAUGCCAGGCCUGGUGCAUAUCUGUAACCUCAGCUCUGGGUAGACAGAGACAGGCACAUCCUGGGACUCUCUGACCAGCCAGUCUAGCUUGAAUGGUUAGCACCAGGUAAAGCAAGAGACCCUGUCUCAAAAAUAAGGUGGACAGUGGCUGAAGAAGACGUCCACCAUCAGCCUCUGGCCCCCCCCACAUGCACAUAUCCCUGCCUGCAUAGGCACCACUCCACCCGAAGGAACAGCAGGAUGCCCUUUAGGACAAGUGUUGGAAAAAUUUGGCAAAAAAAAAAAAAAAAAAAAAAACUUGAGCACAUUCCCACAUUCUUGGACAUUUGGGUGCAUGGCCCCCAGCUGGGCGGCCUUGCUGGGGAGGUGUGUCACUGGGGUAGGCUCUGCGGUUUCAAAGCCUCUGGCCGCUCAGGCUUGCUCUCCGAGCUUGUUAGAGGUUUGGUGGGCUCUCAGCUCACGUGCCUGCCACCAUGUCUGCUGCCUGCUACCACGAUUCCUGCCACCAGGACCUCUAGAACUGUAGGCCCAAAUAAACUCUCUUCUGUAA